Cantharellus anzutake is the source of this 1705-nucleotide messenger RNA. RefSeq lists its product as uncharacterized. NCBI's taxonomy places the organism in Eukaryota, Fungi, Basidiomycota, Agaricomycetes, Cantharellales, Hydnaceae. Bases 409 to 1290 code for a protein of 293 amino acids. The transcript is spliced from 17 exons. The record is from RefSeq and is a predicted model, not a curated record.
CUCAAUUAACCAUCGCCCUUCGGGACCGGUCUCGGCCUGGCCCUCCAGGGCUGCCAGCCGUGGUGGGCCCUGUGCUUUUGGCAUCCCUCAGUUUGUCCGGGAAAUGAUCGGUGAGCUUCCGAAUUAGGGAUUUCGGGUGCAGGUAAAGCAUUCUUCAUGGAACACACCGAGCACCAGCGGGAUCGAUAUGCCGUGGAGAUUCUCGUUGCACUUAGCUUGAGGAUGUGAUGAGUUGAUCUGCACCCGGCGUUGGGCACCAUCUCCGAACAGUGCCGCGCGAUGAUAAUCAACCCAAAAAAUUGGCAGUUGCAAUCGAUGCCUAAGUUAAAAAGCAUGAGGGUAUCUAUGGGUAGCAGGUCUUCGAAGCUAGCAUAGUUUGCUUCUAUCUCUCAGGCAGCAUCGCCAGAGAUGGGUAUGUCCUUUCGCGAAAAUCUCCAAGGGGGUUACCUCUGUGGGCUUGUGCUUGAAACCAUACUCCUCGGUGUAAUCACCGUUCAGGUCUUCCUCUAUUAUCAUAGGUUCCCUAAGGACCACAUCUGUUUGAAAUCUACCGUCGGAUUUUUAUGGCUCGUCCAGAUGUUUCAAGUGACAGCUGCCACAGCUUCGUUGUACAGAGCAUUCAUUCACAAUUUCGAUACUUUGCCCUCAUCUACUAUAUGGUAUGAUACCUUUUACCAGAUUUCUACGGUUAUUUGUUCCACCAUCGUCCAACUUUACUUCGUCCUUCGUCUCUAUCGAUUUGGUGGAUCAAUCUGGCUACCAAUGCUGGUAGCCCUCUUGACGCUGGGGCAAGUUGGGACUGGACUUGAAAUAUCAGCCACGGUCUUGAAAGCUUCAUCCGACCUACCUUGGCUAACGCUGGAGGCGGUGGCAGAUCUCGUGAUUGCCUUCUCUAUGUCAUAUUUCCUCCAGAAGCGCCGCACAGGAUUUCGACAGACGGAUACGGUGUUACGAACAUUAACAGUAUAUGCCAUCAACACUGGCCUGCUGACCAGUAUUCUGGCAUUGGCCGUCAUGUUUGCUGUAUGGCUGUUUCCAGUACUUCCGAUGUACCUCGUAGCCCUGACAGCCUAUAUUUGGGUAGUUUGUCUUCUACGGCUUCCACUUCAUCCACUUGACCUUCAUCGUGCCACUCGCAGGUGUCUAUACAGCGUCCCUUUUGGCAAAUCUGCAUUCGCGCUCAACACUCCGCGGACAACUUCAUUCCGGAGAAAACGGGAUUUCAAUACACUUGUCCCGCCUUCCUCCCAAGAUACGCAACCAGAUAAGUGCCACCGUUUAGCGUGUUGAUCGGACGAAUGCACGGACCACACUCCGUUAGAGUCCAGGUCGGGUAAUUGAGUGACCCGAAUCCUCUUGAGGAUAUGUGGCAAUACGCUGAAUACCCGUCAGUAACAUUAUUGAAAAAAAAUAAAUCAUGGAAAGAUAGAACUCGAACAAGCAUGAGCUAGCUGGGAAGGCAAGGUUUCACGCAACGGAUGAUGAACCUUGGACGUUUGCAGGUGGUCGUAUUUCGAUUAACGUUGCCAUGAGAUGCCAAACAAGCUUUUGAGUCGGUCAUUUAGCUGAAGUGCCAAGUACGAAGUGGGAAAGAUAAGACAGGGGUUUGAAAUAAACGUGGCUUUAUAUAGUGCACAGAAGAGACCAAGGAAUCAGAGCACCAUAAAAGCGAGAGUUCCUUCGUGUCGACGAGAUUCCGAAAGUA